AUGGCUUGGCUAAUAGGUCUGGUGAGUUUCCUGCUGGCGGCGCUGCUGGGGCUGGCGGCCGCUGAAGAACCCACCACCAGGUCUCCUGGGGCCUUCGACCCCUCUAGCAGCAUCAGCAGCAUCACCAGUAGCAUCGCCAACAGCAUCAACAACCCGCUGAAUGGCAUCACCCUCCCGGACAACGCUCUCAGCAUCGGCUUCCAGUCUAUUGGCGUUUUUCUCCUCCUGGCGGGUCUGGUGGCUAUCGUCGCCUACGUGGCGCUGGGGCUCGACAAGUCCGGGGUCGAGGAUUAUUCGUACACAGCUCCUACAGGAUACGCAGCCUCCAGCUACGGCUACGGUCCCUCUGCCAGCAGGUAUGCUGCCCCAGCCUCCGGGUACGUCCAAGAGGACAGCUACAACAUCCACCGGAACAUCGAAACCGCGGCAUCUAAGUACCAGUGACCGGGACGAGACGAGGACUGAGUGUCUCAAGGAUGGGGGGGAAGGACCCAAGACCACAGGGCACCUGGAGCUGUAUUAUCUCCCCACACACCUCCCAGACUACACUACAACUACGGCAUGAAGCAUUCUGCCUGAUGCCAGGACUCCUUGUCCUCAUACCCCCAUGCUGAAGCAACCUGUCUUCCUACAAAGAACGAAGCAUUUCUCUCGAGUAGCGAAAGUGACAUACUGGCGUCAUGCUGCUUCUGGCGCCAUGCAGAUGUACUAAAAUUCAACCUCUAAUCUCUUUAUUUUUAACAUAAAUGUUGAUUUAACGGAUGUAUUAUGCG
Molecule: messenger RNA, 773 nt
Organism: Procambarus clarkii (red swamp crayfish)
Lineage: Eukaryota; Metazoa; Arthropoda; Malacostraca; Decapoda; Cambaridae
Source: RefSeq, a predicted model, not a curated record